CAGCUCGGAGAAAGUCUCAGACUCGAGUCUGCGGAGAGUCGCGGAGUUCAGCCUCAGUCUGACGGAGACAGGCGGUGCAAUCCUCGGCAGUGUUCUGAGACUGUACGGCCCCGAGCAGCAGGACCAGGACCAGGACCAGGACCAGCACCGGGACCAGGACCAGGACCAGGACCGGGACCAGUCUGCUCCUCAUGGACUAACCAUCAGUUCUCAGGCUUUAACUCAAACUUUUUUCGUUCUCUUUUUUUUUUUUUUUCACUUUGAAGUUUGGACUAAACUUUGUCUGGAGGAUUUAAGAGGUUGACUCGAGUCCAGAGGCGAAACAUGACGGGAGACAAAGACAAGAAAAGGAACAGCUCGGAGCGCCGCAAGGAGAAGUCCCGGGACGCGGCGCGCUGCCGGCGCAGCAAAGAGACGGAGGUCUUCUACGAGCUGGCUCACCAGCUGCCGCUCGCCCACAACGUCAGCUCUCACCUGGACAAGGCCUCCAUCAUGAGGCUGGCCAUCAGCUUCCUGCGCACGCGCAAGCUGCUCGCCACAGGCGGCGGCGGCAGCAGCAGUGACGGUGACGAGGACGGACAGAUGGACAGUCUGUACCUGAAGUCUCUGGAGGGCUUCAUCACCGUGGUGACGUCCGACGGCGACAUUGUAUUCCUGUCCGAGAACAUCACCAAGUCCAUGGGGCUCACGCAGGUGGAGCUCACCGGUCACAGCAUCUUCGACUUCACGCAUCCAUGUGACCACGAGGAGAUCAGAGAAAACCUCAGUCUGAAGUCGGCAGGCAGCGGCUUCGGCAAAAAGGGCCGAGAGCUGAGCACCGAGCGGGACUUCUUCAUGAGGAUGAAAUGCACGGUGACCAACCGGGGACGCACGGUCAACCUCAAGUCGGCCAGCUGGAAGGUGCUGCACUGCACCGGACACCUGAAGACGUACAGCAGCUGCCCUCCCCGAGUGCUCUGCGGCUUCAAGGAGCCGCCGCUCACCUGCGCCGUCCUGAUGUGCGAGCCCAUCCCGCACCCGUCCAACAUCGACACGCCGCUCGACAGCAAGACCUUCCUGAGCAGACACAGCAUGGACAUGAAGUUCACCUACUGCGACGAGAGGGUAACGGAGCUGAUGGGUUACACUCCUGACGAUCUGAUGGGUCGCUCCGUCUACGACUUUUACCACGCCCUCGACUCGGACAGCGUCACCAAGAGCCACCACAACUUGUGCACCAAGGGCCAGGCGGUGAGCGGUCAGUACCGCAUGCUGGCCAAGAACGGAGGCUUCAUCUGGGUCGAAACCCAGGGAACCGUUAUUUACAACAACCGCAACUCCCAGCCUCAGUGCAUCGUGUGCAUCAACUACGUCCUCAGCGACAUCGAGGAGAAGUCGAUGGUCUUGUCCCUGGAGCAGACGGAGACCUUGUUCAAGCCUCGCCGCAUGAACAGCUUCUUCACCGCCGGAGGUGCGGGUGUGACCGGAGAGCCGGGCGACGCCCUGUACGCCAAACUCAAGGAAGAGCCCGAGGACCUGGCGCAGCUGGCGCCGACCGCGGGGGACACGAUCGUCUCCCUCGACUUCGGUUUGUCGGAUCAUUUCACUCCUCGCCCCCAGUUCGAGGUGUCCGCCGCAGCCAUGCUGCCUCCAGGACCUCCGUCCUGGGCCGGCGAGAGCCACAAGCUGGUCCCGCCGGCCGCGGGCCAAACCCCGGCUCCGGCUCCGGCUCCAGGAGACGUGGCCAACAUGGCCGCCACAUUCACGGUGCAGCAGCAGAAUGCGCCGCCGGGCAGCGCCACUCCGAGCCUCAGCAGCUGCUCCACGCCCAGCAGCCCAGGUGACUACUACAGCCCACUGGACAGUGACCUGAAGGUGGAGCUGACGGAGAAGCUGUUCGCUCUGGACACCGAGGGCGGCGGCGGCGGCGGCAGCAGGAGCAGCCCUGAGAACACUGAGAGGGACUUAAGUGACUUGGACCUGGAGACCUUGGCUCCUUACAUCCCCAUGGACGGAGAGGACUUCCAGCUGCAUCCCAUCAUCCCGGAGUCCGAGUCCCUGGAGGGGGGUCCGGCGGGAUCCAUGGGCGGCGGCAGCUGCGGCACUCUACAAAUACGCCAGGCGUCCCAGCAGAGCUUCAGCAACAUCACCAGCCUCUUCCAGCCCCUGUCCUCCCCGCCGCAGCCCCAGGGCCACUAUCAGCCGCGGUCAGCCGCGUCCUGGGCCACAGGGGAGAAGAGAGCCUCCAGCCAGGGGGCGGUGAACCACCACCGCGCCGUGCCCUGCAUGAUGGGGCACAUGCAGAACCCCCCCUACCAGGCCCCGGCCAGCACCCCCCUGUCCUCCAUGGGUGGCAGGCAGAAUCUGCAGUGGCCCCCGGACCCUCUGUUGACCUACCAACAACAGCCACACGCCGCCAAGUCCUACCUGAUGGAAAACCUGUCAGGGGAGGCGCAUCCGUCCUGCCGCCAGAACAUGACGCAUCUGGUGCAGAAACAGAGGUCCAUGGAGAAUUUUGUGCAAGCCUACAGAGACAUGAGUCCAGCCCGAGUUGCCAUGAGCAACAGCAUCAAGCGCUCCUUCGCCCAGAUGAACGUGGCUGAAAGCAGGUCGCCAGAAAUCCUGUGGAAGAGGAUGAGGGGGGAGAACUGCGUCGCCAUGGACCGCUCCCUCAGCGCGGGAUCUCUGGCAGACUCGGGGAUGAGCAGGAUGAUGCCCGGCGGCGGCGGCAUGUCGUCGUGUCUCGGCUCCCUGCAGCAGCAGCAGCACAGAAAGUCGCAGUACCCAGGAAACGGGAUGGGCGGCAACUACGCCGACUAUAACCUGCUGCCUUCGAACAAGAGCCAGGGUAUAGCGAGUCGUCUGCUGGGCCCGUCCUUCGAGCGCUCCUGUCUGCCGGAGUUGACCCGCUACGACUGCGAGGUCAACGUCCCGCUGCAGGGAAGCCGGCACCUCCUCCAGGGCUGCGACCUGCUGCGAGCCCUGGACCAGGCCACCUAGAGCGCCAGAUUCAAACCACCUGCCAUAGACCCGGACUUCAGUCCCAGGCCUGAGACUUUACCUUCUCUUCACCUUCGUACCUCUGGGCCCUCUGAUGCCCCGAGGCUGAGCUACCUAUAGGGAACGGUAUCCACAACCUCAUCCUGCCUUGUUUGGUUCAUUCGGCCUCGGCCCCCUUCUCUGUAGUUCUGUACCUUGACCCUCGAAAACAAGCCCAGAGUUCAGGGUCAAGCCAAUUUUAUUCCUCAAAGCUUUUGACUUGGAUCAGAUGCAGGUCGACCACCCAACGUACAAACGUUUCCCUGCAUUGAGCCAGUAAACACAAAGGACCCACAUUUCUGAGAUGAUGUGGGUCACUUGGUGAAAAAAAGGGUCGAUGGGGGACGAUUUAAUAACAAGGGUGUAAAAACGAUGCCUGACCCGCGUACGGGACUUUGAAGGCUCGACUCUCUGGUCCCGGGGGGUUUGGGGGUCAACGGGUCUUCGGUGUAAACAGGGUAUUAGAGGUGUGGGAUUCACACACACUCACACACAAUCUGCCUUAAAGACCAGCUCUGCCCAACACACACACACACACACACACACACACACACACACACUGUGGCCUUGGGAACCCAUGACCAAGCUACAUAUGGGCCCGGGAUUCAAACCGACAACCAGUGUCUUACCCAGAGUCUGUCCUCUCUGCAGAACUAAGCCCUGAUGUGAACUUCUCUUUACUCACUGAGCUCUGACAGGACGUUAUCACGCUACCCGACCCGUUAACGGAGACGUUUUUCUAGUUCCAGUCGAGGCCUCGAGUCAGAGUCUGGUUUCGUGAAUUUGGUUCUGGAUCGUCGCCAUUUACUAAAUGAAUGAAAACCGAGGAUUCUUUUACACAACGCGCUCUUUGAUUCUGCUUAUCGAUCCCGACAGAUGACUUCGUAAUCAACCACACCAAACGCGUUACUUACGAAUAAGCAACCCGAGAGUGUCCGCCGACGUCGGAGGACCUCAACGCUCCUUCGUGCCACGCGCACAUUGAAAUGUUUCAAUAUGAGCGAGUGAAAGAGAAUGACGAGAAAUUUGCGUUAUUCGUUAUUAAUUCGUGGUUACGCGGAAAAAAACUUGCGUUUGCGUUUUGUCUGUUGCAUUAGUCCCCAACUUGAAUCUAAUCUAACUUUAGAAUUACUCAACUGUGUGGGAACAUUUUGUGAAACCUGUUAAGAUGGAUUCAUUUUAAUUAUCGUACGACGCCAGGAGGGAUAAAACUAUUAAUUUAGAUAAUUUGGGAUUUUGCUUUUGUCAUCUUGGGACCACACUCGAGAAGCUCCAGAUGGAGUUGAACCACAAGUUAUGUUCUGUACGUUGUUGUGAGUCAGCAUGUUUCAAACCAGGAGAAAUCUGUGAUUUAAAGUAACUCAAGUAAGUGUGUGCGUUUCAGCGUCAGUGUUAAAAUGGACUUUUUAUCCAGUCACAUUUUUACGAUGCACUAUUUUAGAUGUUGGUGGUUUUUAGCCGGAUGAAGGUUUUUAGACGUCGGACGUCUGAAUCUUAAGUUAUCAAGAAACAAGUUGAGCAGCACGUUAGCGGCGGCGUGGACGACGACUCCCAUGAUGCCGUGCUGCGUCAGCGCACCAACGAACGUCGGCUUCUGUCUUUGUUCUAAAUUGAGACGACCCCUAGUGGCAGAAAAUAACACUACAACUGUUGAUCAUACGUGGCGAAAGACAAAGAUGUUCAUUUUUUAUGAUAUCUAGAUUUAAUUUCUCUCUCAAUAACAUUUAGAAGCUGGAAUCAAUAAGCAGAAUCAACGAGGAUGCCUUUCUCUGCCGACGUCACCGUGAAAAAACUCUGAGACUCGGAUCCUCACAACAGAAAACUGGUGCACACAAAGUAUUAUACAUCUGUUCGGGUCAAAUUUAAUGGCAUAUGCAUUAUAUUGUUAUUUUAGUUAUUACAGUUAGUCUGUUAUCUGAGCUGAGACAUGUUAACUCUUAUCAACUCUCCCCACGUUAUUUAAUCCACAUCAACGCGGCUCUGUUCAUGUCCUCACUCUACCUAGCAGAUUAUUCUAUUCUUCUCUUGUGUCUCAUCUCAAAAGACACACUAAUAAACAUAUAUUGCAAUACAUGUACUCUACUGUAAGUUGAAUAUUGUUAAGGUUUUUUUUUCUUCUUCUUAAAAGUGUCUGUGUGAUUUACCGUGACGUGUUUCUCUCGCCUCUCGGUCGGGUGAGGAGCUCGUGUGACUACAGGGUUGUUGUUGUUUUUAUUUCAUAUCGUGCAAUUUUUUUAUUUCAUCGAGAUAAAGUUUAUAUAGUCAGCAGGAAAAGUUAGGCCUUGUUCCCCAAACUGAUAGAAAACACACACACACACACACACUGAGGAUGAGAAAGUGGGACCUCUCCUGCAUGUUUCACUUCACCACACAGUUUUAUACGUCAUUUUUCUUUUCUGCAAAUCAAAGCAGCCGCUGGUUUAUUUUCAUUUCCGUGUCACAAGUCGAGUCACAAUUAACAUCAAAUCUGCAAUAUUUUAAUAUUUUUUGGUCCAAGCCACAUUAACGCGUUUUGAUGGCAACUUGAUUAGAAAGUUCAUCCACUGUGUGAUUAUUUAAAAAAAACACUAUAAAAGCUGCAAUUCACAAAUAAUUUGUCUGUAAUAGUCUGUAAGUUAUCGGAAAAUGAAUAGAGGCGUAUUAAAAUUGUUUUCUUUCAACCAAACCACGAGUCCAACAUCCAGAGACAAGGUCCAACAAUCCUUCAAAUUCAAUUAAGCCACAUCAAUCACAAAGAAAGUUAAAGAAUAAUUUCCGUAUCCGCCCAUUUGUCCAAAUCUACGCCAAAAUGUGAUCGGUUCUUUCUCGGCCCAUGUUCCACCAAGUGACGUGGAAAUCUGUGAAGUCGUUUUUGCGUAAUCCCGCUGACAGACAACAAACUCAUGACACCAGAUGAUUCGUGCACUGUCCACUGCUACGGAUGAUCCAGCGUUCAUGUCUCAUCGGGGACGAUGUCGUCCACAGACGUGAGCGUAAAACAAAUGUCUCGGCUGAAAUGUGAAAGUGCAGUGAGAGAUUCUUUUCAACGAAAUAUUGUAAAAUGUGCAAAAUCACUGGUGAUGUUGAGUCCUUUGAGUCGACCGGGGGGUAUUCUGGGACGUGGGAUGCAGUUCAGCCACUUGGGACGAGCAGAAGAGCGCGACGGGGUCAGAGGGACCACUAGAGCCGCCGGAGGGCAACAAGGCCAAUCAGUUGGUCUUCGGCUUCACCAGGGCCCAAAACCAAUCAGAGACCUCCUCCUUCCAGACCUCGAUCGCCCCGUAUUCGGGCCCCUUGAGGUUCCAGAUGACGACGGGCAGGAGAGGUCGCCCCCUGUGGGUGCAACGUCACUUCGUUCGUUCGUAGCAGAAGCAGCAGCCUGUGAAGCGGAGCGUAUGAUUUACCUUCAUGAUUAGGACAGGGACAGUUUUCCUUUUUGAGUUCGUGGCGCCGAUAGACGGAAGCUUUCAUACAGAGACGUAAUCGUCGCUCCCGAUACAACGUGAUGAGUAAUAUCAUCAGCAGUUUUUCUCUCCUCUCUCUCUUCCUGUGUUUCCCUCCGGCUCACUUUCUGUUUCCUGUUGUGCUUUUUGAGGUAACUGUUGUUGUUGGUGACCACUUUGAAUUCCUAGAGCUUUGUGCACAUACAUGUUACGUAUUUUAAAAAGACAAAACUUAAUGUUGAAUACAGUGUUUUUUUUAGUGUUUAUGUGUCCUGGUACUUUGUCCUCAUCUAUCCGCCGUAGAUGCAGAUGGAGCAGAUCCCUCACAUUGCUGUUUCCUCUCAUGCUGUUUCUGUGUAGUGGCAUUUUUUUAUCUUUUAUUUUUUAUCCCUCCAGAGAUUUAUCCUUAAAAUAUAUAUAUAUAUAUAUAUAUCUAUUGCAUCUGUUGUGGGCCAGUACUGGGUUUUUUUUUUGUUUUGUUCUCGCUUUAAGAUAAUAGAAACAAAAAAGUUGAGAUUUUUUUCAGAUAUGUAGCGUUUUGAAUAUUGUAAAGACACACAACUAAUCCUAUAGUUUUUCCAGUUGCAUCUAUAAAAAGCAAUGGUGCUUCAUAAGACCACGUGGUGUCAUGUGUAGAACUUUUAUCACAUCCGGAUGGAUAUCCACUAACGCUCUUCUCUGCUUCACGUCGUGCUGAAGUGUUCCUCAAAGUUUUAUUUUGAUCCGUAUGAUGUGCCUUAUCGUCCCUGGUUGUUCCGACCAGUCCAGAGUUCACCCUUCUACAGCACAGUUAAGGGGGGAGGGGCUUAUUGAAGAUGAUCCCAACUUGACAUUGCAUCUUAUAUGUGUGCAGUUUGGGUAGAUCUUCAUAAUCAUAAACCCUCGACAGCUCCUCUGUAGCCUCCUUCCAGUGGUGGAACAUACAGUAGAACCCCCAUAGGUUUCAAUCAGAACCCCAUUAGACGAACCCAUUGUAGAUCCCCUGGUGAGGAAGAGUCCAACUUUGUCAGAGGUUUUUAAGGAAAUGGAUUUCCCCGAGCUCAUCACACGACCUGACAGCCCGUCUGUCGAUGGAGCCGCUUGUGGUGCGUUUAGGUUUAGUUGAUUAAAGACGGGGGGGGGGGGGGGGGGUGUAGUGUUUGAGAAGCUUGACACACGUUUUUAAGAAUCCAAUACCGUCGGUCUGCAAACCAAACUUGCGCCUGUGACUCGAUUAUGAAGAGGAAGUUCUGUUUCAAAAUAUCUUAAGUUUUAAGGCUCUAAGGUUUCCGGAAAACAAUAUUCUUUUUUAAAUCCUUAUUUUUAAUAUACAUUUAAACUAUAUAUAGAUGUUCUUAAAGAGUCUUAGGCGGUAAAACGUGUGUGGAAGCAGAACAGCACCUCAACGUGGGUUCUUUUCAUCUGAUGAGAUUUGACUAAAUUGUGUUCAUGUAUGUGGAAAGAGAUGGCUAAAUGGAAGUCGUAUUAAAAAUAAAAAUGUAGGCAGAGCAGGAGCCCCGCCCGCGCUUUGAGCUAGCUUCGCCUCCACUUGAUUUGGCCAGACGAUUAUAACUUUAUUAUUAUAACGUAUAUUAUAUUAUAACAUUAUUUUAACAUUAUUUUAAUUAGCUUUCAAUAAACACACUCCUGUUGAGUCUUAAACCUUCUCGACAGGUGCAGUUUUCAUAGGCUAAUAUUAUUUUAUCUUUACUAAGAUGAAGAAUUGGGACAAUCUUACUCUCCCCAGUCGUAGUUGAUAUUUGUCUUGACAGAAAAGAUGUCCGCUGUUCAGCAGCUAGCGAAACAGAUGCUAACCCAAAAAUGGGCGGGGCUUCACGUCUCUACUUUAAAAUCUAGAAGGUCUGUCACCAGUCUUAGCGCUCGUAGUGCUCCAUGCUGUGCUGACUGAAAGGGGUUCCCCCGAAAACAAGUGAGACAAACAGUUCCGGGAUUCAUUCUUUGCGUUCAUCGCACUUCCUCUUUAAAGACGACGUCAGCGUUUCUUCUCGUCUCAUUGUAACAGCAGAGUUUUGGGAUCCAUGGCCAGCUACUUCUGUGGUUUUCUCUAUGUCAUAUAGUACAGUUAUAUUAGCCGAUUCUCCUUUUUUUAUCAUGCUUAAAUUCAUAUUGAUCUUAUUAUUAUUGUUAUUAUUAUCAUAUAUUGUUAUUACAUUAUGGGGAUUUUAUUCCAAUGAGAAGUUUGUGUUUCUGCACUGAUAUCUUAUUAAAGCAUACUGCUCUUACCCUCCCUCA
This is a messenger RNA of Scophthalmus maximus (turbot), 8672 nucleotides long. RefSeq names its product endothelial PAS domain protein 1b (gene epas1b). Gene Ontology annotation, biological process: regulation of transcription by RNA polymerase II; cellular response to hypoxia. The coding region runs from base 325 to 2979 and encodes 884 amino acids. NCBI's taxonomy places the organism in Eukaryota, Metazoa, Chordata, Actinopteri, Pleuronectiformes, Scophthalmidae. Gene Ontology annotation, molecular function: protein dimerization activity; RNA polymerase II transcription regulatory region sequence-specific DNA binding; DNA-binding transcription factor activity, RNA polymerase II-specific. The transcript is spliced from 16 exons. The record is from RefSeq and is a predicted model, not a curated record. Gene Ontology annotation, cellular component: transcription regulator complex; cytoplasm; nucleus.